Molecule: messenger RNA, 7215 nt
Organism: Parasteatoda tepidariorum (common house spider)
Lineage: Eukaryota; Metazoa; Arthropoda; Arachnida; Araneae; Theridiidae
Source: RefSeq, a predicted model, not a curated record
GCCAAUUGCUUUGGCGAAAAAGUUUGUAGGGUCAAUCAAUAUAGGGUUAUAAGAAGAUUGAUGGAUAAAAGCUAGCGUCAAGCUCACUCCGCCCAGUUACCAAUUCCUAAAUUGACCAAAUAUCCAGUUUCGUGGCCACCUCGGUUCUUUUAUUUUGAAGAAUAAAUUGUGUAGUUGGCAAUAGAAGGGACUACCUAAAACUGAAAGUAAAGGAAAAAAAAUAAAGAAAAUUUGUCUUCUGUCUAUUUAGAGGCUAAAUGUGAUUGAUAAAAUAUUAUUAUAUCCAGAAAUAUGUUUAUCUUUCUCAUUUUCUCUUACUGGUGAAAGAUAACAUUAUAUUAAUUUUUAGAAAUCGGUAUUUUACUUGUUUUUAGGAAAUUAUGGCUAGUGGUAUUGAAGAAUUUGAAGACACUUUGUAAAAUAAGUAACGACCUUUUUUGACCAAGAUCAGAAAAUGAAUUUUAUUAAAAAGAAAUUGAAAAGUCAUAAAAAAGAUGAUGAAGAAGAAGAAUAUGAAAAGGCAGUGUAUGAACAAUCACUCCAUCCUCAAAACCCUGAUCAGAAAAAUAAAAAUACUGAAGAAUGGCAAUUUUUUCAACAAUUAUCUAUGAAAGUUCAAGACACGGUUCAGAAAACUCAAACAACAUUAAAUAAACUGAAAGACACUGUUCCAAAUGAAGAUGAUCCUUUUGAAGCUGAUAAUGAAUUUGCAUCCAGAGAAGCUUCUUAUGGCACUACAAAACCUUUAAGAGCACCACCUCGACCCCCCGCUCCAAGUGGUGAUAAAAGUUCAACUGUUGAUUUGGACUUUGGAUCUGAUUUUUCUCCAAACACUGCAUCAAAAUUACCUCCUAGACCACCUCCCCCUGGAUAUUCCAAUGUGGCAUUUCCUUCUGAUUCAAGUGCCUUGCAUGGGAUGAAUAGUAAGAGUAGUGCUUCACCUGUACGACCUCCACCACCUAAUCCUGGUAAAGUAGAUACGACUAAUUUAGCUUACAGUGAAGCAACUUCAGGAUCUGUACUUACAGAACUGAUUUCUACAAAAACUACUGAAUCAUUUAACCUAUUGGAUGAAUUUGGUUUUAAAAGCGAUACUGGUACAACAUCAAUGACAUCACAUGCAAACAUGCAAGAUUUAUUAUUUUUAGAUGAUAAAGAAGAAGUUGAUCCAUUUGACACUUCAUUUGUUAAUGUGACCAAUAUAGCCCCAAUUUCUUCUGUAUCAGAAAUAAAGAGAAAAGAAUCUCUUGUAAAAAGUUCUGAAAGUAGUUCCAACCCCUUCUCUAGCUCUAUGCAUUCAAAUGAUUGGAUGACCACUUCCCCAACUCAUUCUGACAAAGCUAAGAAGGCAGUAACUAAUCCAUUUUUCACUAGUGAUAUCAAAUCAGAAUCUCGUGAAGAAAAUACUCAAUCUUCCUACUCUCAUAAUCCAUUCAGUUUUGGCAAUUCUAAUAAUGUUGCUUCAGAUCAAGAUGACUUUUUUGGAAUCAAAAUUGGACCAUCUUCUAGUAAGGAAAACAUAACUGAUGAUUUAUUUCAAACAAGUGAAGAGUUGCCUAAAUCUCCCACGUUUGAAUGUGGAGGAUUUGUAAAUUCUGCUUUUAAUGAUAAUAUUGAACCAGAACAAGAACUCGAAACAGAUAAUGGUUUUUCGCAGCACCUUGAAAAUUCAGUAAAUCUAGUUCAAGGUGAAACAUUAAUGGAUGAAGUUAGCAUGUGGAAUUCCAGCAAGGUUAAUGAAAGUAGCAUAUUAUCAGAUGAUGCAAUCGUGCCGUGCAGUAAUCUAGAACCUGAAAAAAAUGCAAUGAGUUCAUCUUCAAUGUGGAAUUCUGAUACUGUGAAAACAGAAAUUUUAUUGCCUGACAAGUUUAAUGCAAAAGAUGAAAAAGAUAAAUAUGACGUAGAAAUGUUUAAUGCAAAUAAGUUGGAGGACACAAGUUCAAGUAAGAAACAGUCAAAUGAAACUGCUUCAAGUAUUGCUGAUACUCCUGUUGAAGAAAAUGUAUUAUCAGCAUCCAUUAAUGAACUUUCAGAGUUUACAGUACCCGAGGAAGAUAAAUCUGGUCCUUUAAAUUCCGAAAAAGACAUUUCAAGUGAAUUUUUUCCAAAUGUCUCUGAAGAUUUUUCCUCUAUAUCUCAUCCCAAAAGGGAUAGUAUCUCACAAAAAGAGAGCUUUUCACGAAAAGACAGCAUUACUGAAAAGGAUGCUUUAUUACAAAAAGAAAGUAUGCCUCGUAGAGAAAGCAUUCCUUCACGAGAAAAUAUCCCUCGUAGAGAAAGCAUUCCUUCAAGAGAAAAUAUCCCUCGUAGAGAAAGUAUUCCUGCUAGAGAAAAUGUUCCUCGAAAAGAAAGCCUUCCUAGAAAAGAAAGUAUUCCUAGGAAAGAAAGCAUUCCUCGUAGAGAAAGCAUUUCUCAGAAAGAUGGCCCACCUGUUAAUCUCCCUGAAGAAAAUGCAUAUUCAAAUUUUAGUGAAAGUUUUAAACCAUUUGAGAAAGAAAAUAAUGCAUUUCAAUUCAAAAUAAAUUCACUUGAACCUAAAGUAGACCCUGAUUUUGAUGCCUUUGCUGCAAAAUUUGAAAGUGUUAAAGAUAAUCAGGCCUCAAGUGCUUUUGAUCCAUUCAUGUCAAAGCGAGCACCCACACUGAAGAAUAUCCAAGAUAAUUACAAAGGAUUUGAAAGUAUGGAUGAAUUUGAUCCUUUUCGUGUCACCAGUAAAGCAGAAAAUAGCCAAGGUAUGAUGAAAAAAGAGCCUUCUAGGGAUUCAUUUGAAGAUUAUGACACUGAAGUUGAUUUUUCUGUCGUUAUAAAACCUAAGGUAAAGGAUAGUAGCGAUGUCAAAUUAGAUACAAUGGAACCACCAAAAUUACUUCCACCUCCUAAAACACCAACUAAGGCUUUUGAUACUCCUAUUUCUAGAUUUAAUCCUUUUGACAAAGACUCUUUUGAUAGUCCUGAAAUUAGUAAAGUUACUGAGAAAGUGUUGGAAAUUGCUGAAAUUGAUGAUGAGCCAGUGCCUGCUUUAGGGGAAGCUGGAGUUCGAAAAGCAGAUUCAGUUGAAACUCCACUGUCUCCUUUAUUUGAUGAAGAUACUUCUCAACCAUUAGAAGUUUAUCCCAAACCAUAUGAAAAAGAUUGCUGGGAAAUGGUCCUUAGGCAACCAAAUAAAAAGAAAUUAACUGGAAAUCGUUUUUGGAAAAAGAUAAUUGUGAAACUUUCAGAAAAUAGUGUUUUACAACUUUUUAAUAAAGUUGAUGACAAAUUGCCAUUUCAGGAAUUACCUUUACAAGCUUGUUAUUCAUUAUCAGAAAUAGGCGCUCAACAAUAUGAUCAAUAUGGUAAAAUAUUUACUGUCAAACUGCAAUAUAAAUUUUAUAGAGAAAGAGUGGGAGUGAGGCCUGGCCAAAUAUCGAAAGUUACUCAAGGCCAAGUAACAUCGAUGGGAGAUGUAGCUAAACUUGGGUUACCCCUUCAACAUUCUCCACAAACUUCACAAUUGCUUAAGAUUGGAUCUCAAUCGUACAUAGAUAUAAAGUUUUUUAUUCAGGAAGUUGAAGAUGCUAUAUUUCGGAUGGUUGUACACAGGGAUAGAGUACUUACUUACAAAACGGAAGAAGUUCAAGUAAUAGCUCAGGAUGAUUUCUAUGUAGAGCAAAGCAAAACUGGCCACAUUGAUAAACAAUUAGCUCGAGUGCGAAUUUUCUUUUUAGCUUUCAUUACAGGAAUGCCAUCAGUUGAAGUAGGUUUAAAUGAUAUUAUACGUCAAGGGAAAGAAGUAGUGGGUCGUUAUGAUAUCAUUCCAGUUGUUACAGAAGAAUGGAUUCGGCUAGAAGAUUGCGAGUUCCACGCAUGUGUCAUUCAAGAUGAAUUUUAUAAGAAUCGUGUCAUAAAAUUUCAUCCCCCUGAUGCUUGUCUAUUUGAGUUGUUGCGAUUUCGAAUUCGUCCUCCAAAAAACAGAGAACUUCCAUUACAGGUUCGUGUCUUUAUGACAGUCAGCAAUACAAGAGUUGAAAUUCGAUCAGAUAUCUUGGUACCAGGUUAUAGUAGCCGAAAACAGGGUCAAGUUCCAUGCGAAAACAUCCAAAUAAGAUUUCCAGUUCCUGAAUGUUGGAUUUAUCUAUUUCGCACAGAGAAACAUUUUAGAUAUGGCUCCAAAAAGUCAACUGCUAGAAGACCUGGAAAGAUAAAGGGGUUAGAACGUAUUAUUGGAGCUGCUCAAAAUCUAGAUCCUAGUCUUAUAGAAGUAUCUGCAGGUCAAGCAAAAUAUGAACAUGUCUUCCAUGCUGUAGUUUGGCGUAUUCCACGUCUACCUAAAGAAGGUCAAGGAGCAUAUACACAGCAGUUGUUUUUGCUUCGCACAGAAUUAACCUCAUUUGAUCAAAUACCAGAAUCAUUUGAACAAUUUGUAGAUGUUGAAUUUACCAUGCCUGCAACUUAUGUUUCUCACACUACUGUGCGUUCAGUAUCUGUAACUAAUCCCAUUCCACCUGAAAAGUUUUCCAAACAUGUGCUAGAGAACUUUUUUGAUUUGAGUUGCUGUGGAAUCAAUUUGAUUAGAAAAUUACACCUUAUCGAGCUAUGGUAGAUAAAGUUCCAACAUGACAUUCUCUUUAGGAUAAAUACAGUAAACCUGUAUUUAUAGGAAUCACAGUAGGUAUCAAAAUUUUUCUACUAGGGCCAGGUUUCAGUUUUAUGAAUCUAUGAUAGUUUUUCUUAUGAAUAACUUAUAUGAACUACUGCACAAUGCCUAUAUUUCUUUGCUUUCAGUAUUGACUAAAAACACAUGCUAAAUAUUAGAACAGAAAAAAAAAUAUAUAUUUACUCACAUGCUUUUCUUAUUUUUUCCUGAAAUCAAGAAGAGAUUUUUGAACAUUGUUUAUAAUUUUAGCUACUUGGCUUUCAACAAACACCCCAGCUUAAGAAAUAUUAUCAAACAAAUUUUAAUUUUUUCUUUGUAAUGCAAAUUGCUGCUGUUUGUUGUUGCUGGCUUCUUGAUUACUUUUCUAAUCACAAUUUUCUUUCUUUAAGACUAUAUUUUUUUCCCUCUUCUUUACUACUUUCUGUGAGAUGUUUAUUAAUAAAUCGUUAAAGUUAACAAAAGCAACUCGUGUUAUUUUGCAAGUCCUGCUGCUCAUAUUCUAUAGUAGUAAAUUCUAUCCUAGAAAUUUCAGCUGUUUUUAAAGCAAUUUGUUACAGUUUGACAUCACCUUCUUCACAACUUGACUUAUCCAUAUCACCACAUCUAAAACCAAGAUUGUAUUAGCAAGAGGUUUGAUAUAUAGAUCGUAUUUGCAAGUUAUCUGGGGCUGAAGAUGUAUUAUAUGUAUUGGCGAGUAAAGACCAUUUAAAUUGUACUGUUUUACACUUUGAUAUUUUGAAUAACUCUUUGAUCCAUUAACUGAGAAAGCCUUGUGUUAGGAGGAAACCAAGCAAGUCAUGUGUUGAAAAAUUCAUUGGGGGAAUAGCAUGUUAUCUAAAAACAAUAGAGCAUGGAUAAUUUUGUUUUUAGUUUUUCCAUUUAAGGUUCUUAAACCAUUCUUUCGUUAACUCAGCUGUCAGGGGCACACUUUAUUGUUUGAUCUCUAGAUCCAAAUCCAUGUUUUUUGAUGCACUAGGACUUUGCCCCCCUCGAAAUAAAUAAAGAUUUCUCCAUUUCACCUAACAUAAAUAUGCAAAAAAACUCUUAUCUUUUUUUCCACUAUUUUCCUUCUGAGCAUUUUUCAUCUUUUAAACAAAGUGAUUUAUUUAGUAAUGCUUAAAAUAAGAGACUAGUUUUGUCACCAUUUCUUAUGUUUUCUGGUUUAUAUUUGUGAAGUGUAGGUGCAAGUUAGCAAUCCACGACUCAAUUGAUUAUUAAUGAUCAAAUUAGUUAUGGAAAAAGGUUGUUUAAUGAUCAUUUGUGUUACUUAAAAAGUGCAUUAAUUAUUGUUUGUUGCACCUUUUGAAUAAUUAAAGUUUUCGCCUUUUUGUAAUAUGCCAUUUCUUGGCUGUCUUUAUUCAAUUAAUUAAACUAAUGAGGGAAAAUGUUUUCAGAAACAAAAUUAUUUGUAAAUUUUCAAAAGAAUUUUUUUUUAUAUAAACCUCCAUUUUGACUUCCAUUUUCCAUGUUUGACAGUUUUUGUCUAAUUUUACAUGCAUUUUAUUCAUCAAGGUACCAAACAAUAUUUUUGCUAAAAUCAAAGUUCUGUUAAAUUAAGGGUCUGUUUAGGCCAGGUUUUAUUGUACCAUUACAUUUUGCAUAAAAAUAAAGAAUUAAAAUUGGUCUGAAAUGCAGCAAUCUCCACUACACAUUAUUUUUAUUAAUUGAAUAAAUUGUUUCUAUUUAUUAUUCACAUAUUUCACUUAAAAAAGAUGGUGACAAUUUCUCCCUGGAGCAUAGCCACUUUGGUUGGAAAUGUAAGUGUAACCCAUUACUUUCAGUAACCUAGGGUCUGACCCUAUAUUGUUAAUAUUCUUACCUGUAAUAUUAGAGGUAUUAAAAAAGCUAAUUAUAAGUUAUUUUUCUUUGGGUUUUCUAUGUUUAUUCUGUUACAAGUUUAAGAUUAAUUUGUUGAUUUUCUUUUGUUUAAUGUUUACUUUCACGCAAGUACUAAAGGUUUUUUCUGCAGUUUUUAAGUAUAAUUUACUGAAAAUUGAACUUGUAACUAUCUAUUUUGUUUCAUUCGUUAUGUAUAUGAUGUUUUUGUGACUGAAAUUAUUAUAAGUGCAUAUUCUGUUUCAAUUUCUGGUCAUGAUUUCAGAAGACUGUAUAAAAUUAUGAUGUAAUUUAUGAUUUUGUUUUUUGUGUUAAGUAGACACCAAGAGAACCUUUAAAGUUAAUAAAUGAUAAAUUUUUUUCUCUUUAUUGAUAUACGAAUAUAAAAUAAAGAAAAAUUAAUUACAGAUUCAAUAAAUUUAAGAAAUGUAAAAUAGCUUUCUGUUGUAUAUUGUUACAAAUUUUUGGUGAAGGCAGCAUUUUCUCCUGUUAAUAAUUAAAGUGCCCUCUUAAUUGUAAAUGCCAAAGUUAUUUAAAAAAGGAAAUGGUUCCCAAGAAAUCUCUUUUACCAUAAAAAUCUGAUAAAUGGAAUAUUUGAAGUAGAAUUUAUGUAUUUUAAGUUAUGUCUUAAUUUUUGUUGUGUGACAAAAAAUAUUUGUUUUUCCUUUAAUUGCUUGUUUUUACUUUGCACAACACUACUGUCCUUUUUUUAAUGUAUGCUAAUUAAAGUAAAUAGGAAAUGC